AUGUUUUUGUCAGCACUCACUGCGAUCUGUUCCGCAAUAUUGCUCGGAUUUGCGGAUGAUGUAUUGGAUUUACGGUGGCGACACAAGCUUCUAUUACCGACGCUCUCGUCUCUCCCCUUGUUGCUUGUAUAUCACGCUUGUGGUAAGUGUUGUAAUUUCAGCUCGAUGCAGUAG
Messenger RNA from Gongylonema pulchrum, 174 nucleotides. The record is from the annotation of a GenBank genome assembly. Lineage: Eukaryota; Metazoa; Nematoda; Chromadorea; Rhabditida; Gongylonematidae.